Messenger RNA from Eurytemora carolleeae, 2288 nucleotides. RefSeq lists its product as uncharacterized. NCBI's taxonomy places the organism in Eukaryota, Metazoa, Arthropoda, Copepoda, Calanoida, Temoridae. Gene Ontology annotation, molecular function: G protein-coupled receptor activity. Gene Ontology annotation, cellular component: membrane. The transcript has 22 exons. Gene Ontology annotation, biological process: G protein-coupled receptor signaling pathway. The coding region runs from base 18 to 2183 and encodes 721 amino acids. The record is from RefSeq and is a predicted model, not a curated record.
CUAAUUAUUUAUAAAACAUGGAGAGUACUGUGAACACCACCUUUAUCAAACCUCUAAAUGCAGGUUUAGUUUGUCCUGUGUAUACCAUUUGGGAGGUUUAUACCAUUACUACUUCCCAGUUCUGGAUGGAAGGAGUAAUUCAGACUUCUCUGUGCAUAGUUGGUAUUCUGACCAGCAUAUUUUCUAUCAUAAUUCUUAGCAGGAAAGAGUUGUGUAACACCUUCAAUCAGUUGUUAAUCAGCCUGGCAGCAGUGGAUGUAGUUUACAUGGUCUGCAUGCUAGUGAUGAGUCUAGGAGAACUGAAAGUGCUUGUGACUGUUAGAAUACUCUUAACUCCGUAUCUUCUUCACCCUCUUCGAAGUAUAUCACUCACUGCAUCAGUAUUUAUGAUGAUGUCAAUAGCAGCUGAGAGAUACACAGCUGUAUACUAUCCAUUCUCAAGACUCCCUCGAUCAGUAGAGGACUAUACCGAGGUUAGAAGAAGGAGGUUGCUUCUUCAUAUUCUACCAGUGCUAUCUCUGGCUGUUCUAUUCAACAUUACAAAGUUUCUCGAAGUUACUCUAGAUCAUGAUGGAGAGAGAUAUAAACUCAAGAUUACCAAGCUGAGAGUAAACCCUGUUUAUCUAGAUAUAUAUUCAUGGUCAAGAUUGAUAGUGAUGGGGGUCAUCCCUGUUCUGGCCACAUCAGUUCUAAAUUACAAAAUAUAUUUAGCUAUCAGGCUCUCCCGUGAAAGCCGCCGCCAGCAGAUGUAUCGUCUGGUUGAGGGAGAAGAUGGAAAGUCCCCACUUCUUAGAAGACCAGAAAACAGUCGGAACAAAAAAGAGGUCAAUGAUGAGCACUUGUCAAUAAUGCUGGUGGUCAUUGUUCUGACUUUUCUUCUCUGCAACACAUCAAGAUGUAUUCUGACAGUGUAUGACGUGUAUGUUCUCGAUAUUACAAGAGCAUGUCUUACGGUGAAUUUGGUUGGACAUGGGUAUCCGGCCUGGAACAUUAUUCUAGGGUUUGUUAGUCAUAUUCUGCUAGUUCUCAAUCCAACUUUAAACUUUUUCAUCUACUGUGCUAUUGGGCAGCGUUUCAGAACGGCUGCAAAAUCAUUUCUCAAUGAUUUGUUCAACCGUGGAGAGAGGUCUGGUAUAUCCAGAAACAGUAUUGGUAACCGGUCUGUGAGAAGCGUCACUUUAAGGAGUUCCUUAAAUCUCUCACUGCUCAGGGGAUCCAGCUUAAGGGGAUACAUCACUACGGCUAUCCGGGCCUCCUUUAGUAGAUCGAGGGAAGAACAGCUGCCUGCCCUAGCUGAACAGUUAGAGGUCGACCAGCAUCCAGUCACCUCCAUAGAGGAGGGAUAUAUCGGAUAUUCUUCCAGAAACCAGCAUUUAACUACGUCAAGAUGUUACCGGUCAACUUCCUCGUCGUUUAGAAGCCAGCAUUCAUCAAGAGGAAGAUGGAACGGGUUUCCGUUGUCUUCCUCCGGUAGCCAUCUUCAGCCCACGUCUCCUGGUCUUCUCUCGACUAAUGGUGGCAUCAGAAGCAACUUGUAUUCGAGUUAUAGUGACAGACUAGAUCAGAACAGCAGGAGGGAUCCUACGGACUACACCAGAGCAAGGAAUUUUGCUGGAAAAGGAAAUGAAGGCUGUCCACAAGCAAAAUUCCAAAACCAACCGAGUUUAAUCAAAAAAAGUGAGCUGCAGCGUUCUAGUGUGAAAACCUUUGUUGUACAAAGCUCGAGCCAAUUUGAUGUUGUGAUAUGUUGUGAAAAUGGAACUAAUUUGUCAGCAAGGGCGGAGUCUUUUUAUCAUACUCCAGACUGUUCAAGCAAUCCUUUAAAACUUGACCAUUCUGAGGGAGUUGAACAAAGUGUGGCCAAAAAUCGACAAAGCCCCGAAAUUCUGAUUGAAAACAGUGAUACUGUAACACGAGAAGGUAAACAAGCAACUACAUGUACAAAUAUAUCCCAAGAAGGUUCCUACAAUGCUAUUAAAAGAUCCAAGUCUGUAGAAUCAAGUUUACCUAAACCAGAAGAGCAGAUAUCAGCAAGUUUUUCUAUUCCUCUUAUUCCAAGAACUGUUCUAACAUCAAGAUCAUCGUUUACAUUUAAUAGUUCACUAGAGGCUAGAAACCUGUCAACUUUUGAAGAUCAAUCUUGUUAUUUAAACUUCUCAAAUUACAAGGAAUCUUCAAUUUAGUUUGCAAUAUUUUUUUUUCGGAAAUUGAAAAUACUUAAAAAAUUAUAAAAAUUAAUAAUGUACUGUCUUGAAGGAGUACGACCAAAAAUAAGAUUUGUGUACAUA